CCUUAGCGAUCUCAAAAUGACAACAAACAACAAAUCCGAAAUUCGUUCUCUCCAUCAGUUGAAAGUAUUGUGGAAUUAAAAUACAAAAUCAUAUUUACUGGCUUCGUUGAGAUAGUGAUCAUUGUGCCAACUGUUAUCCAGGUAGUGGUUCGCUGGAACUGGACCCAUUCGAGCUCAUCUUCCUGGAAGAGAUAUUAGAGUUGAUGCGUCUCGGGUCAGGGGAGUUUUUUCGACCACUAGCCCCCAAAGCUGCCAACGAAUGAGGGUUUCGAACAUUGGAAGGUCGCGAAGGAGUAACGUUUGAUCCAAUCCCACUGGAUCUUCGCUUGUCCGUGGUGCUGGAAGGCCUCUUGGUCUCCGGUGUUCCUUGGCCCUAUUUUCCCUUUUGUGUCGGCUGCCCCACUACUUCGGUCUGACAGCGAUUUUCGUUCGGCGCGAUCACACGUCACACGACUUCGACCUCCUCUCCACCCAUCCACACGACUUCGACCUCGGCUUCUCCAAUGGCCCAGCCUCAGCCUCCGGUGAUUCCGCAGCAGGCACCGCCACCUCCUCCGGAAUUACGUGCAAAGAUGAUCAAUUUGGCAUUGAGCGAGGCGGUCGCUGCUGCGGGGGCAGCGCGCAUCGUGGCCGAGAUCGCGGCCAAUCCCCAACAGGAGCAGCGUCAAGAAAGGGCCGUCCAAGCUGCGGAGUGCGCCAGAGUCUCGGCCGCCGCGGCACGCGGAGCAGCCAACGCCGUCCCCACCAUCGAGACCACUGCGGCGGCGGACAAUGCGGAGCAAAGCAAGCAAACAGCUCAAAUUCUUGUGGCCCUGAUUCAAUCUUAGCAGAAUAAACGGAUUAAAUGCUUGGAA
Molecule: messenger RNA, 854 nt
Organism: Tigriopus californicus
Lineage: Eukaryota; Metazoa; Arthropoda; Copepoda; Harpacticoida; Harpacticidae
Exons: 4
Coding region: 504-827 (107 amino acids)
Source: RefSeq, a predicted model, not a curated record